This is a messenger RNA of Annulohypoxylon maeteangense, 1916 nucleotides long. RefSeq names its product ARM repeat-containing protein. Lineage: Eukaryota; Fungi; Ascomycota; Sordariomycetes; Xylariales; Hypoxylaceae. Bases 237 to 1670 code for a protein of 477 amino acids. The record is from RefSeq and is a predicted model, not a curated record. The transcript has 3 exons. Gene Ontology annotation, cellular component: vacuolar proton-transporting V-type ATPase, V1 domain; fungal-type vacuole membrane. Gene Ontology annotation, biological process: proton transmembrane transport. Gene Ontology annotation, molecular function: proton-transporting ATPase activity, rotational mechanism.
ACUGGUUCCGAGCUUUGAAAGCCUUGUGUCACAUCUAAACACACCAAUCUCAGCGCAGCCUGGAACUGCCCUCAUCAAAGUUGUUACCUGGUUAUCUAGCUUCAAUACCUACACAAUACAGGAAGCUCUAUCAUCAUCCACCCUGCCACGCCGAGCUCGUUUCUAGUUCGAGUACUUCCGACUUCGACAUCAUAAACUCCUCCCAACUUCCAAUCUCCAACCUCGACGAUCCCAUCAUGUCUCUCGACCCCCCUCCCUACCUCGGUUCGCUUCAGAACAACAUCCGUCAGCGACCGAUUCCCUGGGAUGGCGCAGCUAGGGCCCGCACCAUUACAGAAGCUCAAUUGGCUAAGAUAAGGGCUGUUGACAAAGUAAAAAGGGAACAGAGAAAACAAGUAGUUGAGGGUGACUUGGAUAGUUACCGAAUACUAUUUGUUGGAGAGCCGGGCACACCUGGUGUCUUAGAGUUGGCAAGCAAGCGCUCCGAUGUUGUUCAAUACAUUUUGGUCUUACUUAGUGACCUACUCGAAGGUGUCCCGUCUCUAGCAAAAGCGCUUUUCAAAGACUCGAACCCGUAUCAACAUUUCUUACCCCUACUUGCGCGGUCGAACAACUCUGAAGAUCCUAUCCCCCUACUUACAUCUACUGUCCUGACCACGCUUAUGGCCAACUCAAGAGAUGAAUCUGCGGCGACAGAAAACGCCCUACCUCUUUUACUGACCUACCUCUGCGGUUUGGUAAAGAACUCGAACGAUGCGGGGUUACAAGACAUUGCAGUCAUGGAGUAUUCGUCACUUCUAUAUGGGCGAUCAUCUCGACAGCUCUUCUGGAAGCAAAGAAGCGAGACUGUUGCGCCCUUAAUCGAAAUCCUCCGAAAAGCGGCCGGUGUCGGUGAUGAGUCUUCGGCCAGCCUUUGGAGUGGAAACACAACCACAAGAAGCGGAGGCUUCGAAGGUAUCAGCGGCGGAGUUGGGUUGCAGCUGUUAUACCAUGUACUACUUGUAUUAUGGCAACUGAGCUUUGAAGCAGAAGACGUUGGCGAUGACCUAAAUGAUGAAUACGACAUCAUUCUAUUAUAUACUCAACUAUUACGACUUUCACCAAAAGAGAAGACUACUCGGCUCCUCCUAUCGACGCUCUAUAACCUUCUCGAAGCCAACCCGUCCACGCUACUUCCUACCGCGGUCCUCGCUAGACUUCCCGGUUUACUUCAAAAUGUUGGCGGCCGUCACCUAACAGACCCGGAUUUACUAGAGGAUUUGGAAAAGCUUAAGGAGAUGCUUGAGGAAUACCAGAAGACCAAGACUACCUUUGACGAGUACGUCGCUGAGGUUCAAUCUGGACAUCUAAGAUGGUCACCGCCCCACCGUCACGAAGUCUUCUGGGCUGAGAAUUCGAGGAAGAUCCUUGAGUUUGAGAACGGCGAGAUUCCGCGAAAAAUAGCAGAUAUCAUGAAGAAGCCUUGGGAAAAUGACAAGGCAGUCCUUGCAAUUGCUUGCAACGAUAUUGGAUAUCUAGUUAGAGAGGUCCCGGAGAAGAGAUACCAACUCGAGAAGUUGGGCUUGAAGGCUCGCAUCAUGGAGCUGAUGCAAGAUUCAGACGAAACUGUGCGGUGGGAGAGCUUGCGAGCUCUUGGUGGUUGGCUCAAGUACAGUUUCGAGAACAACUAAUAAGACGAUUGUCGGCUGUGAAAAUAUGACUAUACUCCUUACUGUAUUCUUUCAAUUGUUAUUGGCGUCGCACUACUGGCGUGUGGGUGCAAGGACGAUAGCAUUCUAUCGGAUAGGAUAGAUACGACAGUUGACUCGAGCUAGUUUAGUCAAUUGACAUCGAAUCUGAUAACUAAGUCGGUAAUACAUAUGUAUAAAUUGCUAAUAACUUUUUUUAGCCAUAGGCACCAUUCAGCUUCAAUCGUU